AUGCGCCUCCAACCCGUCCAAUCCCCCGACAAAGCCCUAACAUACUCCAACAUCUGCGCCGUCAGUCAAGAAGACAUCCGCCCUUCUCCCGACGGCAAUGACGUCCAUCUCCUCCUUAACGGACAAUUCGUGCUCAACGCUCGGCCUCUGCCAGGCUUCCCACGAGGUCAAAUCAGUCUGAACGAGAUCCAACGGACAUGGAUGAGAAUAGCUGUCACGGAUGUCGUGGAGGUGGAGAUGUUCGACCCGUUCCGACAAGGAGCACAGAGUUAUCUCGGAGCGAUGGAUAUUGAGAUUGGAUAUGCGGGCACGAAAGCUCCUGCGGGUGCACCGCCUUUUGAUCAGGAUGAGCUGGCGGACGCGGUGACCAAGGUGUUUCGAAACCAGAUUUUCGCACCUGGGCAGAGUUUCCUGCUGGACUUCCGUGGACCGAAGAUGAAGCUCACAGUCAGGACGGUCGAAUUGGUGGAUCUGGCGAGUUUGAAAUCGAGUGGAGGAGCGCAGCAGACACAUCCGCAGGCGAGGGGUAUACUCAUCCCGGAGACUACGAUCAACUUCUUCAAAGAUGCGAAAUCGCCGAUUCAGUUGAAGGGGUCUACGAGGAGGCCGGCUGCGAAUUCGGUCAUUCGACCGGACUUCAAGUUUGAAGAUAUGGGUAUUGGUGGGUUGGACAAGGAGUUCAGCGAUAUCUUUCGAAGAGCUUUUGCAUCUCGUAUAUUCCCUCCAGGACUGGCGGAGAAGCUGGGCAUUCAGCACGUGCGAGGAAUCCUGCUAUAUGGCCCGCCAGGAACAGGGAAGACGCUCAUUGCACGACAAAUCGGAAAGAUGCUCAACGCACGAGAACCCAAAGUGAUCAACGGUCCUGAAGUGCUCAACAAAUACGUCGGUCAGUCCGAAGAGAACAUCCGCAAACUCUUCGCCGACGCAGAAAAAGAGCAAAAGGAAAAAGGCGACGAGUCCGGCCUCCACAUCAUCAUAUUCGACGAACUCGACGCCGUAUGCAAACAACGAGGUUCCGGCGCCGGAGGCGGCACAGGCGUAGGCGACAGCGUCGUCAACCAACUCCUCUCCAAACUCGACGGCGUCGAACAACUCAACAACAUCCUCCUCAUCGGCAUGACCAACCGCAAAGACAUGAUCGACGAAGCCCUCCUCCGCUCCGGCCGUCUCGAAGUCCACAUGGAAAUCUCCCUCCCGGACGAACACGGCCGCCGCCAAAUCCUCAAAAUCCACACGACCAAAAUGUCCGACAACGACAAACUCGGCCCGGACGUAGACCUCGACGAACUCGCCCGUCUCACGCGCAACUUCUCCGGCGCGGAAAUUUCCGGCCUGGUUAAAUCCGCCUCCUCCUUUGCUCUCCAACGGCACAUCAAAGGCGGCACGGUCGCCGCAUUAUCCGACGACAUCGAAACGAUGAAAAUCGGCAUGUCCGACUUCCUCGGCGCGCUGGACGAAGUCAAGCCCCUCUUCGGCGUCAGCGAGGAGGAUCUCGAUGACUGCGUCGAAGGCGGAAUCAUCCACUUCGGCCCACAAGUCGACAAGAUUCUCAAAAACGGCCGCGACUUCGUCGAGCAAGUCCGCACCAACACCACGCGCUUACACUCGGUCCUCCUCCACGGUCCACGAGGGAGCGGCAAAACCGCGCUGGCCGCAAAAAUCGCCCUCCUCUCCGAGUUCCCAUUCAUCAAACUCGUGCGUCCGGUGGACAUGGUCGGCAUGAACGAAUUACAAAAAAUCCAAACUCUCAGCAAAGUCUUCACAGACGCUUACAAGUCCCCGCUCAACGUCCUCGUGCUGGACAAUAUCGAACUGCUCGUGGACUGGGUUCCCGUCGGACCCCGCUUUUCUUCCGCCGUCCUCGCCGCCUUGAAGGGAUUAAUGGAACAGAAACCACCCAAGAACCGUCCGCUUCUCAUCCUCGCCACCACCUCCGAGCGCACGGUGCUGCAACAAUUGCAACUGUCGUUUAAAGCGCAAAUCGCGGUUCCGAAUUUACAAAGUCAACAGGAGUUGGCGGUCGUGAUGCGGGAAAGCGGACAAUUCGACGAGGAAGGGAUCAAGAGGGCGAUUGGAGAGAUUGAGGAGACGACGGGGGGGAAGACGAUUGGAGUGGGGAUUCAGAGGAUCAUUUUGGGGAUUCAGACGGCGAUGCAGGAUCCUGAUCGGGCGGGACGGUUUGCGGAGGUGAUGUGUGAGUAUGUGCAGGAGGCGAGGGGGGAGUAG
This is a messenger RNA of Zymoseptoria tritici IPO323, 2226 nucleotides long. RefSeq lists its product as uncharacterized. Gene Ontology annotation, cellular component: Golgi stack. Gene Ontology annotation, molecular function: ATP hydrolysis activity; ATP binding. The record is from RefSeq and is a predicted model, not a curated record. The transcript has a single exon. Gene Ontology annotation, biological process: intra-Golgi vesicle-mediated transport; Golgi to plasma membrane protein transport; SNARE complex disassembly. The coding region runs from base 1 to 2226 and encodes 741 amino acids. NCBI's taxonomy places the organism in Eukaryota, Fungi, Ascomycota, Dothideomycetes, Mycosphaerellales, Mycosphaerellaceae.